Molecule: messenger RNA, 1783 nt
Organism: Colletotrichum phormii
Lineage: Eukaryota; Fungi; Ascomycota; Sordariomycetes; Glomerellales; Glomerellaceae
Product: serine/threonine protein kinase
Exons: 2
Coding region: 340-1287 (315 amino acids)
Biological process (GO): protein phosphorylation
Cellular component (GO): cytoplasm
Molecular function (GO): ATP binding; protein serine/threonine kinase activity
Source: RefSeq, a predicted model, not a curated record
CCGACAACCAACUCAACCUACGUAUCUACGUCUUCCCCUCUUCGACAUCGAUUCGAGACCAUCGAUUACGCCCAUCUUAAGACACUUUCAACCGGCUCUUGUCUAGAUAAGAUUCCACCCUGAUGACUGGAAUCUCGUGCUAGACGCUUUCUCCACAAACUUCGAUCGGGCAUAUAUCACCUAAUGACCAUUAUCGACCAGUUUCUUCUUCGACAGCCUCUGCAAGCUGUCACAUAAAGAAGUGAACUUCGACGACGCGAAACCGCCGAAGACUAUUUUACCGCAGCCCUUUCUUGGAUAGAGAUCCAUUCUCUCAACCAACACACACACAUCAACAAAAUGAUCCCAAGAGGUCUCACUUCCGCCUUCGGGACCCCGUCCCUCGAGAUCGGCCAGAUCCUGCUCGGCAAUGCUAGCCGAUACACCAUUCAGAAGAAGAUCCGUGAGGGCGUUUGGAUCGCAACCAACCCUAUGGGCAACAAGUCCAUCGUCAAGGGUGUUCAGGGUAUCUCCGGAGCCCAGAACGAGCACAACGUCCUUCGCAAGUUCCAGGGCAACCCUUUCCUCCGCCCCGUCAUCGACGAGAUCCAGCAAGAUGCCCCGAUGAUUGUGCUCCAGCACAUGGACGACCACCUCUUGAACGCAACCAUCAAGAAGCCUUUGACCAACCGCGAGAUUCGCUUCGUUGCCCGCGCUGUUCUCCGUGGCCUCUCCACCCUCCACAAGGAUGGCUACGUCCACACCGAUAUCAAGCCCGACAACAUCCUCGUCAACUACGCUUCGGCCUCUGAGGCUGACCCCGACCUUCGCUUUUCCGAUGUUCAGAUCGGUGACCUCGGGGCUUCCUACUCGGUUGACUCUGACGUAGCUACCAAGGGUUUCCUCAUCGGUGCUCCCAUCUGGACCAGCCCUGAGGUGCUCAUGGAGGUUCCCUGGGGAACUGCCAGCGAUAUCUGGGCCUUUGGCUCCAUGAUGAUCGCCCUUCUCCACGGCGGCGACUACAACCCCUUCCGCCCUACCAACGCUCGCUACCACGACCGCAGCUACAUCUUUGAGGUCCUUCGCCAGCAGUCUCGUCGCUUCGGCGCCAUCCCCGAGACCUACCUUGAGCGAGCGCGUCCCGGCAAGGCCAUGGCCGCCAAGGCACUGACUGUCGGCCGCAAGGUUGAGCCUCUCGACUUCCGCACAGCCUCUCACUUCAUCAACCGCAUCAUGCGCAUGGACGCCGCCGAGCGCCCUACCGCCGACCAGCUUCUCGAGGAGAUGUCUGGCCUUUUCGAGGACUAGAUUAUAAACCAUCGAGAGUCAUUUACGAUUUUGGAGACGAAUGAAAGAUAUCCAGCAAUGGAUGAACAGCGAUUAUGUUUUUUUGUGUACCGGCAAAUGGACACCAGCAUUAUACACCAGGGGAAGAACUACAGGACAGAACUUAAUGUGGAUGAAAAGCGGCGGCAGCCAUUGAGCUCCAUUUCCUUUGUGUUUUUGGGACACCAGGAUACUACCUACAGGCGGGCUUUUGUCAUUUCAGCAGCGAUGUUUGGGUAUCGCCUCAACAGGAUUACUUGGGGAUUUGGGUGAAACGGUCAAUAGGAAAAGAUCGCAAAGGGAAGACAAAAAAGUACACAGGGGCAACUAGGGGAAAGCGAAUGUUUUUGAGCGAGAAAAAGAACCACCCAGGAGGUACUGUACAAAGAGAUAGAUCCCUUAGAAUGGGGAACACCACAUAGACAACCACCCAUAUAUUGUAGCCUCAAAAAGAUGGCUCAUACUGCAACAGUCACAC